This is a messenger RNA of Haliotis rubra (blacklip abalone), 1168 nucleotides long. Its product is annotated as A disintegrin and metalloproteinase with thrombospondin motifs 9-like. Gene Ontology annotation, molecular function: zinc ion binding; metalloendopeptidase activity. The record is from RefSeq and is a predicted model, not a curated record. Lineage: Eukaryota; Metazoa; Mollusca; Gastropoda; Lepetellida; Haliotidae. The transcript has 6 exons. Bases 99 to 1145 code for a protein of 348 amino acids.
GCAGUUCUGUGAUACCUUGUGAACCUUAGUACAGAAGCACACCAAACACUUCACUGUUUGAGCAAUUACUAUAUUGCGUAAAAACUGAAAACUGAAAAAUGCGAUGCUUCCGCGUUUUAAGCAUUGCUGUCGUUUGUAUAACUUGUGUUUAUCGAGCACACACGGAGAAAAUGUGCUCAAAGAUUGAUGAUGUGCCACAACUAAGGAAAAACCAGCGACUUCCUGGUAAGAAAUUAUUUUCAACAAUGACCGAUGGAGUCAUGUUAUGUGCACGUUUAUGCCUUGGAGCUCUCCUGUGUGGUUCGUUCAACUUCAACAUCAGAACUGGUGUUUGUGAACUCAAUGACGUCACUCUUGGAACGGAAGUAACGGAAGUAAUCCACGCACCAGAUUAUGUUUUUUCCGAAGUCAACUCCUGGCCAAAGAGACUUGCCGGAGUGUGUGUAAGCCACUCGUGCUUAGAGUCCCAGUACUGUCAACCAAACAACGACAGUGACUAUUCCUGCAAGCCUUUGGUGGUUACAUCGUGCUCCGAUGUGCAACAGUGUCAACCCGCGAGUCCAGAUGGCGAGUACUGGCUCCAUGUGGGGAGCCAUCCCUUCAACCAGACCCGGAUAUACUGUCACGACAUGAAUACAGAGAAUCCUCGGGAGUAUGUAACACUUAUAAAUGAAAACUAUGGCUUCUACCCGGGAGUUAGCUCUCUGGGGUGUGGCGUUGAAAAACCUAAACCAGAGUUGGAGAAUGAUCAGUGGUUUCAAAAGAUUGGAUUUGAUGUCAAGCACAUGACUGUAGUGAAGAACGACUACACAUUCGCCAACUGGACAAACAAGGCAAAGCCAUACGGCAGGGCUGCUGACUGCUAUACCGGUCACGGAAACAGUGUGGCAGUGUGUGGAACUAAAGGACGAUUCAAGAUUGACUUGAGGGGAACUGGAUUGGCUGUCGUGCCAGAGCAAACUUGGAGGAAAUAUGGUUAUCAGGCUAUAAUCGAGUCCAUUUCUCGUAACCAAGAAGGAACCGUCAUCGAGUUGAGAUGUGGCGGGUAUUGUGGCUAUUGUGAUCCCGUAGGUUCUCUGACGUUACAAGUAAAUUCAAAUGAGGACUUACCGUCGAUUUCUGCAACAACUGUGACGUGUGGUUAACUCUUUAAGUAGCUGUGGACCGU